Molecule: messenger RNA, 670 nt
Organism: Jaminaea rosea
Lineage: Eukaryota; Fungi; Basidiomycota; Exobasidiomycetes; Microstromatales
Exons: 1
Coding region: 7-450 (147 amino acids)
Source: RefSeq, a predicted model, not a curated record
CGCGCCAUGCGUCCCCUCAUCCUUCUCCUCUUCUCUUUCUGCCUCGCACAAGCGCGUCAUCACCUCCUCUCGACCCGCGCAACAGUCCUGCUAGGCAGAUGCACCUCCUCCCCCGUCUCUAUCUGCCCGCUCGACUAUCCCUCCUCCUGGCGAAGCAUCCCCGGCAAUCCGCGAAAGACGACUCUGCUCAACGAUGUGGAUGGCGGGUGCAAGGAGUUCAAGAGCGCCUUUGAGGCAAGGGAUCUGAAGCUCUGUACGUGUGCAAGCUGUGAUUGCGGUGAGGAGCAAUGCAAGAGUGUUCCAUUCAAGGGGUGUGCGACUGCCCCCGAGGGAGGGGAGUGGAAGGCGAUUUGCCCUGUGAGUGGGCGUGGGCGUGGGCGAGGGCGCAUGGCUUCCGAUUCAUUGACAGCUGAUGACCGUGACGUUGCGUGCCGACAGUUGGAGGGCUGAAGGCAUGCGAGAGGUGGUCACUCGGUCAGCGUCAGCGCAAGAAUAGAGUAGACUAAGCUAGGGCCACGCGACGACGGACGUCGGCACUCCAUGUACCGCACAGCCACGCUUUCGCCACGCCCUCGUCGUCCCGAGUCUCUCUCAUACCCCUCUGUAAAGCUCGACCCUGACCCAGCGUUGAUGCUCCUCGUCGUCGGCCAAUCGAAUCGAAUGUUCACGU